AUGCUUCCCGCCCAGGCAAAGGAGCGCCACCAGGAACCCAGAGCUGACCCACAGUCUGCCACAGGCUCUGGGAGCACGGCUCGACGGACGGAUUCAAAGAGAAAUGUACAUGAGAUUUGUAUAUAUCCAGCGCACUCUGAGCUGCGCUCACAUUUGAGCGGCACAGCAUCAGCGUGGCCUCAGCAGGACAGCAUCAGCAGGAAAACCACACAGAACCUGGACUUAGAAAACAAAAACCAGCCAACGAAAGAAAACUGCCCUGUACCAGACGAGGUUGUAAAGACAGAAGAAAAUGACAUUUUCUUUCUACACAAUCCAGAAAGAAAACCCUAUAAAGCAACAGUAACGCAGCACAAAAAGUUUCCAACACUGACACCAAAGAUGUCCAAAGACGACGUUUGUAAAGUUUCAUCUGCCAGCAAGCACAAAGAGCGAAAACCCAAGAAGCCGCACUACAUCCCGCGGCCGUGGGGCAAACCGUACAACUACAAAUGUUUCCAGUGCCCCUUCACGUGUAUGGAGAAGUCUCACCUCUACAACCACAUGAAGUACAGUCUGUGUAAGAACUCUCUGUCGCUGCUCAUCGAGUCCGACUGGCCUUAUAAGAAAGGGAACAUUCUGCAUCCAGACCAGCUCCGCUCCUUUCAACACGGCCUCCACAACAGCACCAAGGACGAACUGGAAGUCUCAAAGAGGGAAGAGGGGAGACACAAGCAGAGGAGCGUUCAGGAGGAGGGAGAAGACAAGGAGGCGCAGGACCAUGAGGAGGAAGAGGACGGAGGUCGCAGCGAUGGAGGCGAAAGCACAGGCGUAACCAAAGACAACCUCAUUAUCAACAAAGGAGAAAGCACAGAGACACUGAAAACAAAAGCCUCAGAGUCUGACAUGCUCAUGGCCGACAUGCUCACUCUUGAAGAUCAGCUUUUACGAGCCCGCUCUGUGGAGAUGGAGGCCCAGCUCAAAAACUACAAACUCUCUAAGACAUGCCUCUCUACCCCUGGGCUCCUCUCGGAGCAGUUUAGGAUGCUAGCGUCCAGUCACACCAAAGCUAAAGCUGAACCCAGAGUGAGCAGUUCAAUCCCAUGUUACCCCCCUCCGCCUAAUUUGGUGGAUUACCAGGACCCUACUGGGCUUAAUCUGUCGGUGCUCGGGGUGGGUUACCCCAUCAGCCCCAGCCUUUUCUCCUACAUGAAUUCAGCUAUGCCCACUGGGGCUACAAGUCUGGCAGCACAGAACCAGCUCGCCCAACUCCCCUUCCUGGCCUCAGCUGCUCAGCUGAUGCAUCCAGCUACCAGCGCUCACUCUGCAGCCGAAAGAGCUUUACUCCCACCUCGACUCUACUACCCCUUUCUUUAUGAACACGCGUUUGGCCAAAGUGAGCCCAGUAAAAUACUCAAAACUUCAACAAAUAGCCUUGAAGAAAAUAUAUUGUCAGGUUUUCAGCCAAAAGUAAAUCUGUGGAAAGUCCCAGCGGUGCGGCCCGCCACAGCUCAGGGCACAGGCUGGGAGUCGUCCCAAAGAGACAGCUAUGAACAGAGCAGAGACAAACAGCACUCAGCCACAGAAGGGAAAGCAGUGUGUGGACUGAAGAGGACAGGGACGCCUCUCGGACACCUGGACACACCAGUCGAAAAGAAGCCCAAUGUUGGCCUCACGCUUGACCUUCUGAAGAAUAUCCAGACAGCAUCAAGUCCGAACGUGAUCGCAAAUAAACUACUGUCGAAUAAGUAUUUACAGCACGCGUCACAUGAAACACAGCCUCUUGACAUGUGGUACAAAGAAGCUCUGACCAGUCCCAACAGUGACACCUCCUCUCAUUCCACUGGCAGCCGCCCCACCGUCCAAGGAUCGUCAGAGUCUGUAGCCGCGCUGCUCACGGACCUCUCCAAGGCUCUGCAGGAUUACCAGGAAGCCGAGCACAAGAUUUCCCACAUGGAGACGGAGGACCAACCCGCCCAGCGACACUUGUGGGAACACCUCAGCAAGAUCCGCAGCGAGCUCUCCCACAUCCACCAGGCCCUGGAGCGGACGUCCCGGCCCAGCGACGGACCCCUGGAUCUGUCCGUCAAGAGGGAGACCACGGAUCUGCAGAGAUUGGACUUCAAAGACGGCAACUCCACAGAGACGGAGGAGGAAGACGAUGACGCGGAGGAAAAGAGGGCCGAGGUGGAGGAGGAGAGGAGGGCUUCUCUGGAGAGUCGGAAACAAUCGCUGGACAUGCUGAUUAAGAUGAGUCAAAGCAGCGCGUCGGUAAUGAGUGGAGACGUCCUCACGGCGGGGGGUCUCGGGCUGAGGCCGAGUCCUGCGGAGGCUCUGUGGCCGGGCAGAACCACCAAGUGUGAGGCCGACUCCAGCGUCUUACUGUGUCCGGACGCCCGCUCUGUGCUGUUUACCGACAUCUCAGCUAAAACACAGAAGAGACCCCCAUCCAUCCAGCGCUUCGAGGCCCAGUGUCCCCCCAGCCCCUUAACCGUGACAGACAACUAA
Knipowitschia caucasica is the source of this 2487-nucleotide messenger RNA. The record is from the annotation of a GenBank genome assembly. Lineage: Eukaryota; Metazoa; Chordata; Actinopteri; Gobiiformes; Gobiidae.